GAAGACCCAGUCAACAGUUAGAGAGAAGGUCUUCUUCUGCUUUCUCUCUCUAGCAGGCUCAGAAUUUCACGCUCUUCAUUCUCUGUACUUUACCUUUAUCGUUUUCUCAUCCUUUCCUUCGAAGGAAAGUGGACUUUUGGUGUAUCUUUUUCAAUUUAAAAGUAUAGUGAAACAGAAAGUAUGUCAAGUGGAGCGACGUAUUGGUGUUAUGCAUGCAGGCAGCCAAUCGUGCUUGGAGGGAGUGAUGUCAUUUGCCCUUACUGUGAUGGAGGCUUUGUACAAGAACUUAGUGAGAUGCGAGAACAUGGCUUUUCAUCACAGUUGGAAGAGUAUCAUCAAUCGCCUGACAUUUUUGAUGCUAUACAUGCUGUUAUGGGGCAAAGAGGUUCUGAACCAAUAAUUGGGCUUAGAGACGCUGUUGAUACUUUCAUGAGGCAGAGAAUGGCUGGACGAUACCCAAACUUUGAUGUUAGAGGGAGGUCUGGUUCUGCCCCAGUUCCUGAACAGAGUUGGGGUAUUAUCAGUUCUGGUCCUUAUUUGAUAUUUCAUGGUCAACCUCCUGGGUUCAUCUUGUCUAAUGGUAGCCCAAGAGGUGGUCCUAGGCGCAUUGAUUUUGGUAACUAUUUGAUGGGUCAUGGACUGGAAGAACUUGUUCAACAACUCACAAUGAAUGAUCAGCUUGGUCCGGCCCCUGCCUCGCGUUCUUCAAUUGAUGCAAUGCCCACUAUUAAGAUCACACAGGCCCAUCUUCGCUCUGAUUCGCACUGUCCGGUUUGUAAAGAAAAAUUUGAAUUGGGAUCUGAGGCCAGGGAGAUGCCAUGUAACCAUAUUUACCACUCGGACUGUAUUGUUCCUUGGUUGGUUCAGCAUAACUCAUGUCCUGUUUGUCGUGUUGAGCUGCCUCCUCAAGGACAUGCUAGUUCUCGUGGCAAUCGAAGUUGGGGAAGAAGGAAUGCCAAUAGCAGUAGUGACAAUGAUAUCUCCAGGGGCAGGGAGAAUAGCCUGCCGAACCAAGGAAGGAGAAAUCCGCUAUCGUUUUUGUGGCCAUUCCGUUCUUCUAGUUCAAAUACUAACCAUAAUGCUGACAAUGGGGGAAGCAGCUCUUCAACUAAUGACCAGAAUAAUGGAAGAAGUAGGGAAUGACCCUCUGAUAACUAAAAGUUUCAUUUCUUCUCCUGGGUAAGUAUAACUGUCUGUCUAAUGUUGCUUGUAAUUUAAAUGAGAUGGAGAAAAUUUCUGAAGAUAGUAUUUUGAACUUAAUCUCAUGGAAGGCAGAUGGCAGAUGCUGGAUAAUGUUUGUUAAAUAUUUGUAAAUGCAAGUUUUUUGGAAGCAAUUUUCGUUUUACAUUUUAGUUAGUAUCUUGGAAGUUUCACCAUGGUGCAUAGGUAAUCGGUGUGGUCAUCAACAGAAGUGCUAGAAUUAAGGGCUUGGUUUUGAGACCAUUCUUAGAUGAAUCUCUCAAGUGGUGAAGCCUUCCAUUAUCUUCUGCAUAUUAGGUUAGGAUAUGGAUUUAGUUACCCAAGUUGCUGGUGAUUAAGGUUGCUUUAUGAGAUAACUGCGUUAUAGUCUCUGACUGUGGAUUAUU
This is a messenger RNA of Gastrolobium bilobum, 1586 nucleotides long. Its product is annotated as probable E3 ubiquitin-protein ligase RHC1A. Gene Ontology annotation, cellular component: cytoplasm. Gene Ontology annotation, molecular function: ubiquitin protein ligase activity. Lineage: Eukaryota; Viridiplantae; Streptophyta; Magnoliopsida; Fabales; Fabaceae. The record is from RefSeq and is a predicted model, not a curated record. The transcript is spliced from 2 exons. The coding region runs from base 181 to 1143 and encodes 320 amino acids. Gene Ontology annotation, biological process: protein ubiquitination.